AUGUCCGUCACCGAGCUAGACCAGGAGGACAGGGUCUUCAAGUUGACCGAGUCCGGAGGCUCAGUAGGCUUCAAGAAGGCAGCUGCAUCACUCAAGGACUGGGGUUCCAACCCUCAAAUAUGGACGGGCUGCUUUCUUACCUACCUGGCCAUCAUGGGAUAUCUCGUCGGCGAGAAACAUCCCAAGGCAGUCCCCAACCUACUCAUGUUCAUCAGGCAGAUCCUGGACUACGCCCAAACUUACGAGUGGUCGGAAGCAGUGCUUCCACUUGCCCUUAACUUCCACCAAUAUAUUCUAGAUAAGGGAGAUCUGUCGAUGGAAAACACCCUUAUCACAGCUCUAUUUCGUGAAAAGUAUCUCCCUCACAAUCUCACCCUACCUGCUAAGUCAACGACAAAUCCUUCAGCCCGAUCCCGCCAAACAAGGUCUACCAGGUCUUCCAAUAACGAGACAGUCGUUUGCGAUAAGUUCAACACGUCAGGAUGUCUUUGGGAAGGCUGCAAGAGACGUCAUGAGUGCACACUAUGCGGUCUCAGCGAGCAUGGUGCCUCUUCUUGCCGGUCCGACCCUACGGGUCCCUUUGAUGAGGUUUACAACAGAAUCACCGACUACCUGCAUAUCCCUCGCAAUACCGAAAAGGACCAGCAAGGAACCCGUGUUACAGUCCUAGGUAUCCAGAUCGACUCCAUUACAAUGGAAACUCGUCUGCCACCGGAAAAGUUGUGCCGCGCCACAUUGGACGCCGCAGCUGCCCUGAACGCAACGAGUCUCUCCCUCAAGCAAACAGAACGUCUCACAGGCUCAUUAGCCUUCUGUUCAAGAGUUGUCCGGCUUGGAAGAACAAGGCUACAGUCUCUAUACACUUUCCAAGCCGCUUUCCCACGUGGGAAAAGCGCGCGCCGCCGUAUCUCUCAAAGGGCCGUCAAGCCUGACACCGCGCUCGCCGACCUAGCCGCUCUCCGAGCCUACCAUAUCGAUAACUUCCUCGACGACAAACUCUUUGAUAACAAGCACUUUCGACGCCUCAUAGACGGUGCGAGAAGACUCAACCCUAUCUCUAAAGCUCGGGUUAGGAAGCCGGUCUCGCGUGACACCAUUACGAAAUUAUCUGCAGGACUCGCCAUACUCCCGUCACAGCCCUUGGAGAUGACUGCAAACCUUCUGGACGACUUAAACUUCGCAACUGCCUGCCGAGUAGCAUUUGCUGGGUUUCUCCGCCUCGGAGAAUUCACUUACAAAACUGAAGACCUUAAGCAACGUUCUAUCUUCUUAGCCACAAAGCUAACGCGCUCUGAUAUCCGAUUCUCAUCCUCGCUAGACCACGCGCAACUCACACUCAAGCGCACUAAGACAGACCGCCAUCACGAAGGAGUACAAAUUAUACUUGCAAAGACUGGAGACAGAGCGUGCCCAGUUGACGCACUUCAGAAGCUGCUGAUCCUUGACCCCCGAGGCCCUGACGCCCCAUUGUUCUCCUUCCACAGAAGACCAUCUAGUCGCAACAACUUUCUCUCUACCUUAUCUACUAAACUGAAGGCGCUCGGUAUACAGGCAGAGGGCUAUUCGGGCCACAGCUUUCGGAAGGGCGCAGCUCAACAUGCGCACGAUAGUGGGAUACCCGACGACCAGAUUCAGGUGCUAGGGAGGUGGACCUCGGAGGCAUUCAGAGUAUACUUUACGACGAAUGCAUCAGUUCUGUACAAGCUCAACCGCCAGUUCCAGACAGGAUCGCCGGCCCCGCUAUCCCUGCUACUUCCACCGCCGUCCCCUCCACCAUCCUAG
Messenger RNA from Penicillium angulare, 1782 nucleotides. RefSeq lists its product as uncharacterized. Gene Ontology annotation, biological process: DNA recombination; DNA integration. The transcript has 3 exons. NCBI's taxonomy places the organism in Eukaryota, Fungi, Ascomycota, Eurotiomycetes, Eurotiales, Aspergillaceae. The record is from RefSeq and is a predicted model, not a curated record. Bases 1 to 1782 code for a protein of 593 amino acids. Gene Ontology annotation, molecular function: DNA binding.